CCUCGAGGUGAAGGUAAUGUGCGAAAUUUACACAGCCGCAACGCAAGGAAGUCAAUAUACAUCAACAGUGAACAGGCAUGAAUGGAAUUCUGCAUUAAUUGUAAAUUUAAUUUCAGAAUAUGCUACCAGAAGACUUCCUGAGCUCCAUGAAAUGAAAUCUGGCAGAAAUCAAAGAGUGAAUACACUCUUCAUUAGUUUGCUUUGUGUGGAAACCCAGAUCACGUGAUAACGCAUAGAAGAACAGUCGAACAUGACCCUAGGAGCCGUUCCUAACAUAAUCAACAUGGAUUUGACGGAGCCAUUGGGAACACACGAAGACAAACAAAAGAACUCAUCACUCAAUAAUAAAGAUAUUUCACAACAUGAAUUAACUACUGUUACUCGCUUGGAGAAUGACAUCGAGGAUGUUUACACCCUGAUCGAGUCGAAGAUUGCUACAUUCUGGAGGAGUGCCACGCGCAAUGUCCAUGAAUCACAAGAGAAGAUCAUUGGAAAAUCUCAGGAUAACUUGGACCAGAAACCGAAUCAUGGCAAAAGUACCGCGCAAUAUAUUCCCAGUAAAGCAGAAACCUUGGGCAACACAGAUUCAGAUCAUCCUGUGAGGAGUGUAGGCCCCAAAAUAGAUCUCUCAUCUAUUUCUGUCCUGGCAAACAGAGCUCUCGAUGAAUUAGAUUCUAAGCUUGAAAUAGUUGAGCAGAAAGCAGGAAACUUUAUGAGUUCCCUUACUUCAUUCUUUUCUGGCUCUGACUUGUCUGAUACUCAAGAUUUACAUGACAGACACAAGAAAAAUGCAUCUGCCCUACCCAUCCUUCCGGGGAAUGCUUAUGGAUCAUCUCGUUACGAUAUGGAAUUAUUCAAAUUGCAUACCACACCAGAUGCUUUCAUGAAUGCAAGUUUUGAAGAAGAAGCGGAGCUAUCAGAUUUCUUGGUCGACGCGAAAACCCAGGAAAUUAGCAGUCUUUUGUGCAAAUAUCUGGGAACAUUAGAAAAAUUGAUGAAUGAUCUUGUUCCCACUCAACUCACAUAUGAAAAGUUCUGGUUUAGAUACUUCAAGCAAGAAUCAAAAUUGAGAGCUGGUGAACAAGCGAGGAAAAUGCUCCUUUCUCAAAGUUCCGUGGGAGACAGCCUGUUGGGAAUGAAGGAGAAUUCCGGUCACAGCGAACGCAAGGAAGAGUGUGUCGAAAGAAAAAGUAGCAUGGAGAGAGUACGAAACCUGUAUGAUGAAGUCAACCAAGAUGAUGACGACGAAGACUUCACGUGGGACGAUGAUGAAGAAAUUCAAACUUCUGAUUCUUGA
Metschnikowia bicuspidata var. bicuspidata NRRL YB-4993 is the source of this 1297-nucleotide messenger RNA. It is a transcript of the gene DOS2, whose product is annotated as Dos2p. Bases 251 to 1297 code for a protein of 348 amino acids. Gene Ontology annotation, cellular component: cytoplasm. The transcript has a single exon. The record is from RefSeq and is a predicted model, not a curated record. NCBI's taxonomy places the organism in Eukaryota, Fungi, Ascomycota, Pichiomycetes, Serinales, Metschnikowiaceae.